Messenger RNA from Mus musculus (house mouse), 678 nucleotides. RefSeq names its product FK506 binding protein 2 (gene Fkbp2). Gene Ontology annotation, cellular component: endoplasmic reticulum membrane. The coding region runs from base 120 to 542 and encodes 140 amino acids. Gene Ontology annotation, molecular function: peptidyl-prolyl cis-trans isomerase activity. NCBI's taxonomy places the organism in Eukaryota, Metazoa, Chordata, Mammalia, Rodentia, Muridae. The record is from RefSeq and is marked validated. The transcript has 6 exons.
GCACUGGCUGCUGUGGCCUCCCCUGACCCCCUCCCCUCGCUGCUGGGGUCCUCGGUCAAGCCCCCUUCUCACUGGACUGUUUUUUGGUUGGGGGUGGGGUGGCCUUUGCCUACAGAGACAUGAGGCUGAGCUGGAUCCUGACAAUACUGUCCAUUUGCCUGAGUGCCCUGGCAGCAGCCACGGGGGCCGAAGGCAAACGGAAGCUGCAGAUUGGAGUGAAGAAACGUGUGGACCACUGUCCUAUCAAGUCUAGAAAGGGAGAUGUCUUACACAUGCACUACACGGGAAAGCUAGAAGAUGGGACGGAGUUUGACAGCAGCCUACCACAGAACCAGCCCUUUGUUUUCUCCCUUGGCACUGGCCAGGUUAUCAAGGGCUGGGACCAGGGGCUGCUGGGGAUGUGUGAAGGGGAAAAGCGGAAGUUGGUGAUCCCAUCCGAGCUGGGGUAUGGAGAGCGGGGAGCCCCCCCAAAGAUCCCAGGUGGAGCAACCCUGGUGUUUGAGGUGGAGCUGCUCAAGAUUGAGAGACGCUCAGAACUGUAGCAGGCUGCAGAGGGCUAGGAGGCCCCCCCGUCAGGGACCAGAACUGUAGCAGGCUGCAGAGGGCUAGGAGGCCCCCAUCAGGGACCAGACUGUUUAAAAACAAAAACAAACAAAAAAACCUUUAAAACCCCCAAGA